Messenger RNA from Hippocampus comes (tiger tail seahorse), 1930 nucleotides. RefSeq names its product outer dynein arm docking complex subunit 3 (gene odad3). The record is from RefSeq and is a predicted model, not a curated record. The transcript has 13 exons. NCBI's taxonomy places the organism in Eukaryota, Metazoa, Chordata, Actinopteri, Syngnathiformes, Syngnathidae. Gene Ontology annotation, cellular component: ciliary tip; ciliary rootlet; cilium. Gene Ontology annotation, biological process: cilium movement; outer dynein arm assembly. The coding region runs from base 217 to 1836 and encodes 539 amino acids.
GGCUUCAUAACGAUCGCGUUGUACGUUGUCAAAGUUAAACACAAAUGACAUCACAAAGUCCACACUUACUUGUACGUAAUCAGAGGAAAUUCUGACUCACUAAACAGUCGAGUUUACACGUUGCUAGGCAACGUCGCUCGGCACUGUGAGUGCGUCUUAGUGCUCAACCCAUUCUUUGCCUUCCCUUUUACUCAAUGAGAAGAUUAUACCGAAAACAUGCUGUUUGAAUCGGAAAACACCAAAACUUCCAUCUAUGACCAAAUAGCGGAUUUGCAGCGUAAACUUCAACUUUUAGAGAGCGACAGGAGCGCCUACUAUGAAAGCUCUCAGUCGGCCUUGGAGAAGAACCGCCAGAACAUCUUGCAGCUACGAGAGGAGAACAGGGACCUGAAGAAGAGGGUGUCGGAAGCCGAAGCCGAUGAACAACAAUUUGUUCAGUCGGCCUUACACGGCCGAGGCGUGGAAAAGGACACCGGACCACCAAUGUCUGGGAAGGCAGCCCUAUCCAAACUUGAACACCGGGUGGCGUCAAAAAUGAAGCGUCUCAACGCCCUGAGACACACAACUCUAACUCACCAGCGUCGCCUGGAUGACCUCAAGAGGGAGUGCCUCAGAUUGGAAGCAGUGGGCUUCAACCAAGCACUCUCAGAAAAGGAGGAUAUUACAAUGAAAUUGAGGUCACUGCAGAACUGUCUGGAGAAGAACCAGCUCAAGUGCAAGGAAGCUGCAAACAUCAUGACUAACUACCUAAAACUCAAACGUCACUUGCAGGAGGAGAGCCUGACUUUCCAGGGUCAGAUAGACGGUCUAGAAGCAGAAAUCAUGAAGUACAGGAGGGAAUUGCAGGAAGUACAGGAUAUGAACAACAAAGCCCAGCUCUCCAAAGAAACCGCAAUUGCCGAGUUACAGCAGCAGGAGGAGCUGUUCUACAAGGAGCACCAAGAAAAAGAUUAUCUUUUAGCCAUCUACCGGAAAAGGGUGCAGGAGAUCAAGGCCAGGGCUGAAAAAUUAGAUGCUCAGAGGAAAAACGUACAACAGGAUGAGCUGAACAGUGAAGCAGAGUCCGGCGCUGCCAGGAUGGCUGCUGAAAUGGAACAAAGCAUUAGCAUGUUUGAUGAGACCCUCCAAAGUAUGAAGGAUGCCACUGGUUACACAGAUACACAGGAGGUCAUGGAUCGUUACAUUGCCCAGAGGGAGACUCAUCAACAUAUGCAAGCAGUGAAAGCAGAGAACGAAUAUGUUCUCCAGCAGCUAAAGGAGCAAAAGGUGCACCUGAAAAAGCAGUUUGAGGCCAUGAAGUAUUCGGGAGAAACACAACUGUCUAGUGAGCAGAGGUUGCUGGACGAGUGUGAGCAAGAGCUGCUGGUUAAGCAGCAGAGUUGUGAAACAGCUAAGGAACGUCUGUCUUCCCUUGUCAAAACCCUCAGCACUAUCCAAGCUGGAGUGGAGCACCUCGCAGACCAACUUAAUCACAUCUCUCUGAAUGAACCACCGUCAGAUAUUUCUCCAAACUCAGAAGAGUUUGUGGUGCAGCUGCUGGCCCAGUGUGAGCGGAAAGUGCAGUUACUGCAGAGCAAGCUUCACGGAAUGGAUCUCGAUGAGAUUGCCAAGGACAUGGAGGAAGAGGAGUUCUAUUUUAUGAUUGAGAAGCAACUGCCUGCUUACAACAAGCGAGUCACCGUGUCUGAGGACCAAGAGAUGGGCCUCUUAACCAACGAAGAGGAGAAUGAAGAGGAAGAAGGCAUCCUCUCACGAGAGGCACUAAAGCGCCGCUCUCAGGCUAUGAUUGAUUCAAUGUCCAACAAGAAAUCCUGGAAGGUCAAGAAGGGCAAGUAAAUGAGAUGCUCUAAGGCAGGCAGGGAGAUGUUUGAUUAGGUAUGGUAGGUAGGUAGGUAGGGAGGCAGGUCAUUAGGUCGAUACAAAAAAAAAA